CGAAACGCUUACAAAACACAGUCUGCUGGUUAUGAAAUCGUCUUCGAGAUUAAGUUUACAUCUAGAGGAACUAUUUUCCCGCAGUAGCAGUGCACAUAGGGAUUAGUGUCGUUAUUUAACUUAGAUGUUGUCAAAAUGAUUGCAUUACAACACUUUGGCGGGCUUAGGAAGCAUGUGCUGGAGAAAGCGCCUGGCUGGGCGUAUCGCGUCCGGGGGAGCGAAGCAGCCAGCGCGGCGGGGGGAGCAGCCUGCAGCCUUGUUGUGCCAAUGACAUCCAGGUCAGCCAAAGCAGGAGGGGUCUCUGCGCUCAAGAUAAGCAAGACCAUAACAUUUUACAUGAAUGAAUCAGAAGUGGCUGCCACGCCCUUGCAGGGCGGGGCUAGACCCCUGCUCCUGCUCCUCCCCUGGCUGGGGUCCCGCCCCCAGGCCCUGGCUAAGUACUGUGAGCUGUACUUCAGGACGGGCUUUGACGUACUGGUGGUGGAGAGUGAGGUCAGCCAGUUCCUCUGGCCCCGCUGGGGGCUGGAAUAUGGAGCAAAGUUAGUGGAGGUGCUGCGGAGCGACAUGUUCGCCCAGCGCCCCCUCCUGGUGCACGCCUUCUCCAUUGGGGGCUACACCUUCACCCAGCUGCUCAUCCAUGUGUCGCGGGACCCCCAGAGGCACCAGGACCUGACCAACAGGAUCAAAGGUCACAUCUAUGACAGCCUAGUGAUUGGGUCUCUGGAAAGAAUGGCAGUAGGCCUUGGAAAGAAUGUGUUCCCCCAAUGGGAGGGCCUGGUCAGAAGGCUGAGCCUCCUCUACUUCAGAGCGUUUAAGAGACAGACUGUGGACUACUUCAACACAGGAAUCGAUGUCUUCCGGAAGUCUCCAGUCACGGCGCCUGCCCUGUUCUUCUUCUGUGAGAAUGAUGCGCUCUGUGACCAUGAGGCCAUGGAGGAAAUCAUUGAGUACUGGAGGAAGCGUGGGAUGACAGUAGAGAGCCGGAAGUGGAAAGAGUCGAUUCACGCCGGACACCUGCGCAGUCAUCCUCAGGAGUACCUGUGCACCCUGGAGACCUUCCUGCAGUCUCUCAGCCUCAUUCCACUCAGAGCUAAAAUGUGACCUCCCCACCCCUCUGUACUUCGCCCCUGAAAGCAGCAGCCUUCAAGACCUCACUGUGUAUACCUCACAUAGCGUAUGACUUCUGCAGAUCCACUGGCUGUUCUCAUUAAUUUCUGGGAACUUCUCUCUUUUCAACUGAAAAGUUUUUAGCAUACAGCACACAUUCUGAAUUUGCUUGUCAUGAAUGUGCUUGGAUAACUUGACCAGCAAGCAUUUCAGACAUACCUCUGAAUUAAACUUUUCUGUUAUGUAUUCAUUGUAGUUUCAGUUUAUUUGGACUCUCAGCCACUAAUAGUGGUAGAUUACCAACCACUGUAUCCCUGCUGCACAUAUUCUAUGGUGUGCAAUUUUACUUUGUCAAAUCAGUUAUACUGUGACUUAAUUGAUAAGUGUGUGCUUUUAUAAUUU
This is a messenger RNA of Megalops cyprinoides (Indo-Pacific tarpon), 1509 nucleotides long. RefSeq lists its product as uncharacterized. Lineage: Eukaryota; Metazoa; Chordata; Actinopteri; Elopiformes; Megalopidae. The record is from RefSeq and is a predicted model, not a curated record. Gene Ontology annotation, molecular function: serine hydrolase activity. Bases 136 to 1101 code for a protein of 321 amino acids. The transcript has 3 exons.